Messenger RNA from Stylophora pistillata, 1779 nucleotides. RefSeq names its product bone morphogenetic protein 5. The record is from RefSeq and is a predicted model, not a curated record. Gene Ontology annotation, molecular function: growth factor activity; cytokine activity. Lineage: Eukaryota; Metazoa; Cnidaria; Anthozoa; Scleractinia; Pocilloporidae. Gene Ontology annotation, cellular component: extracellular region.
GGGGCUUUUGAUUCAACAAGCUGCUAACCCACCCCCUUGGUCAGGGUGUUGGUACCAAUUAUUUUAACAUUUGGUAACACUGGAUUACGACAAUGUUACCGCUGUACGCAGUAACAUUGGUAAUCCAUCCAGUCUAGUUCCCAAAUUGAGUUUAACUACUCGACACUUCGCUGGUGGAUUUUUAAAGAUCCAGCAAAGAUUACUUCAAGAUAAAUGAAAUUGUUCAGUUGUCUUUCGUCCUAUGUUUCACUUGUUUAGUCUGCCCAAGUUUUCGAGUUGGGUCAACAAUCCCCUUCAAGGGAAAAUGUUUUUGUUUUUAGAAGUUUUUUUCGCUUGAAAUAGAUUGCAUUGCUUAUCUUUGUUAGACCUGGACACACUAACUCGCAGGAAAUAAUAGUGUCUCAGUUUUUCUUAUCGUUAUCAGUUUCGUAUGGUUAAAAGUUGUUGCAAGCAAUCUUGCUCGUCAUUUCUACUGUCCUGUCGGAGAAACGCAGUGAAGGGGAGAGCAGUAUCAACAAGAUGUAUCCUUCAGCUAGCUUUCUGAUGUUUUUCGCUGCGACAACAACUUUCCUUGUACACGCUAAAUUUGUGACUAAGGAAAAUAUCGAGCCUGAAAACAUUCUUUUCGAGAAAAACGCGCGCGUUGAAGAUGAAAUGUUGGAAACCAUCUACAAGGAGCACCAUGGACAGCCCCACGGUUUCGUAUGUCUUAAAGGAAACGCUACUCGCGAUUCCAACGUCGUUCGUUUCGACCUCCGCCAUUAUCAUAGACGAGCUGACAAGCUAGACCGCACUAAGGCUAUGAUAUAUCUGGAAAUGAUCAACCCAGCUCCCUAUGGGCAUCCAUUUUUCUUGUCUUUUUACGAUGCGAUGACCAAGAAGAUGGUUGCUCAGGCCAGAGCGAUUCCAGGUUUUACCCGAAACGUAAUCGUGUUGGACGUUACGGAAAUCGCGCGCCACUGGCUUCAACACCCUGAAAGCGACCAUAGUUUCAAAGCAGUCUACCAGACGGCCGAUCCUACAAAGUUCCCCAGGGAAAACACCAUUAGAAAGUUUGCCCUACCGCUGAUGGUGAUUAUUAGAGAAGAUCACUUAGUAUCCGACCUCCAUGCUGAAAGAAACCGACGUUCAUCAGAGCAGCAAAUCGUAUCCCGUUCUACUGCUCAGAAGCUGGCUUGCUCAAGACGAGAUUUUCACAUCGAGACCCGUCAAUUUCCUGAUGGGAUGAUACUCCAGCCAAUCACCUUCAAUGCCUACGACUGAGACGGCAAAUGCGAUUCUCCCUUAAGUGGUGGACCUCGCCGUUUCACGAACCAUGGUUACCUUAAGUACCUAUAUUACCUAGCCAAAAACAACAGUAAGGCUGAAGAGUACUGCUGUGUGCCAUCCGCCUUCAAGAGCCUGCAUAUCCUAAAGGUGCACGAAACUACUGGGAAUUUUGUUCUGCAGGAAUUCAAAGACUUUAUAGUCACUGAAUGCACCUGCGUGUUCAAAAGCUCCUUUAAAACCGUAGCUUGAUUUUGUAGUGGGCGAUCAUAACACUUGGUUCAAAAAUGUCAACUGUUAGAUAGAACACAAUUAAUUUCGCAUAAUUACCCCUUUUUGGACUUUUUCCUGAUGUUUUAACAAGUUUGCCUUUCAUGAACGUUUUUAUUAUAGAAUCAAAUUAUCGAUAAGUUUGAUUUUUACGAAUUGCUGUGGUAGUGUAAUGCAUGAAAAGGUUGACUCCUAUAUAAUUGUAAGUUUUGCAAAGACCCAAUAAAGUGAAAUCGAGGAAGA